Molecule: messenger RNA, 318 nt
Organism: Closterium sp. Naga37s-1
Lineage: Eukaryota; Viridiplantae; Streptophyta; Zygnematophyceae; Desmidiales; Closteriaceae
Source: the annotation of a GenBank genome assembly
UUCAUAUCCUCUCUGUCCCCCUUCUCUCUGUUUCCCUUCUCCUCAUCGCCUUUCUCCCUGUCCCUCGUCUUCCUCACCCCCUUCCCCGUAUACCUAUCCCCUACUACCACCAUUGCCUUCCCUGCCCUUCCUCACCCUCCCUCCUAUUUCCCCCCACCCUCUGCCUCCCUUUCCCUCACCCUCUCCCCAUGUGUGGCAACUGUCAGCAAGCUGAUCGCCACCGCACCUCCUCCCUCAACAGAGGACAAUGCACUGAUGUGGAUGGAGACCGGGGGUUGUCCACCUCCAACACCACCUGUUGGCUCGUACACCAUAUGA